UCCUUUAACAAGAUAAGAAAGAAAAUAAAAAAACAAAAAAUUGAACCAACCCCCUCUCCUUCCCUCCCCCCACCCACCCCUCUUUCCAUCUCCAUCUAUUUUCAACCUAGCUACUUUUAUCAUUUUUCAUUUCAUCUACCAAAUAUUCCAUUGCCAAAAUAAAUAAAUAAAAAAAAUCCCUUAUUAAACUUCAUGUCAGAUCCUCAAAUUUUAAAUCAAAAUUUUCCCAAAAAACAUCAUGAAGAAGAAAUAUUAGAGACAAACAUAUUAGUACUAAACAAUAGUUCUAGUACUACUUCUAGGCAUAAUAUUGAUGAAGAGUUGUGUCGAACGCCAACUUGUCGGAAAAACAAGAUUCCGAUAGUCGGAAGCUGCCCUCCCCCGGCUCCGAAGAAACCAAAAAACUUAUUGCUUAGUAAGAGAAAGUUUCCACGAUUCGAAUUUUUUGAAAUUGGUGGAAAUGAAGAGUUGGAGAAGUUCUUCAUAUCAUGCACUGAUAUUUCUCGAGACUUUCUUGAGAUAUUUUUGAUCUCCGGGAACGUCGUAAAUACUUCGUCGUCUUAAGUCGAUCUUCGAAAAGAACUCUGCUGACCACUCCUUCGAAGAACUAUAUAGUUGGUGUUGUAGCUUUUCUCCAAUGCUUGCAAAAUGUCCUCAGAAAAUUAUGUAACCUUUCUAUUUAUAGUUAUAGGGAGGCAGUCCAAAUGUGGGUGAACUCUUUUGCCUUCUUCUGAUUGAUUCUUGUAAGUCUUCAAGCUUAUCACAAAUACUAUGUGAUAAGGUUGUUUUUUGAUUGAUUGUUGGAUUUUGAUCAGAAUUGCCACAUUAUUUGAACACAUGUCAUUCUUUUGUUGGUCUUGAACUUGACUGGGAUGCCAAGUCACCUUGACAUGUGGCAUGAGUUUGAACCUCAAGAUGAAAUGGACCUUGGACUUGAAUUUAAUAAAAUGGACGUAUUUAUAAAUUAUGCGGUCCAAAUUAAUUAUUCAACCCAAAAAUAUGAAUUAAAUUCAAAUUUGGUAUGAAUUAAAUCCAAUAAAAUUUAUGUGUCUACAUAUGCCUCUUACUUCAAGACUUGUUGAGUGUAGAUUUAUUGAAAUGAGACGAAGCUUGAAAUACCUGAUGACAAAGAGCCGACACAUUUCUUUCUCCCUUUAUUUUUUGUUUGUUUUUCUUACAACGAAAGAUAUAUUAUUUUUAAAUAGCAAAUUUGAGCCACCGUGAAAUUACCUUGCAAAUUAUCUCAAAUCUAUUUAAUACAUUUUUUAAUAUAACUAUAAAAUCUGCGCAAAAGAUAUUAAUUUCCAAAAAUCUGCCCCUGAAUCCCCACAUAUUAUUAACAAACGAAAAAAAAUGAUCUUGUCUAGAAUCCUCUUAAUUAUUCGUUUUUCAUUUUCUCAUUAUAAGCUGCUCAAAAUUUUAAAAAAGAAAAACGAAAAUUGAGGAAGAAAGAUGUAAUCUUCCUCCAGAAAUUUCUUUACUCUUCAUUCUUACCCCCCACGUAUCUUGUAAUAAUCCAUUAUUUCAACACCUGUCGUCCACGUGUCACUCUCUUAGAAACCUCUCAUCAGUGAAAAAGCUAAAAAUCCCACCUCUUCAUAAUUUCAUAUACCUUAGCCGCUCCACCGUAAUUUUUCACACACUCCAAAAAAGAGAGGGAAAACAACAAAUAAAAAUCGAACAUGGCACCAAAGAAACGUGGAGGAAGGGCCCGUGCCACGGUGGUCACCGCCCGAAAAGUGGUGGAAGAAACCGUCUCCGUCAUCGUAACUCCGGUCGCCGGUGAAACGGAGACCGAAAGUCAAACUUUAUUGACUGAAGAAAAUCAAUCAUUCGAAAUACUAACACCACCUACUUCCGAAGAAGUAGCAACACCUAAGAGAACCAUUAAUAUUCAAGACAAAUCCGUGGCCCAACAAAGGAAACCCGACCCGGCCCAACAAGUAGAUGAAGACGAAACUCAACCAGCUGAAGAGCCAGAAGAGAUGCCCACACCUCCGAAAAUGGAAGCGGAUCAAAACAAAGCCCAGAAGAGGAAACCCGACCCGGCCCAGAAAGCAAAAGGAGGAGGAGGAGAGAGGAAAAAGAAGAGGGCGAAAGUGGGUGGAGGAGUGGGACCCAGCGAAGGGUACAGAAGGUAUGUGUUUAGGGUGAUGAAGCAAGUUCAUCCAGAUAUGGGAAUUUCAUCAAAGGCUAUGACGAUAUUGAAUAAUUUGAUGGGUGAUAUGUUCGAGAGGAUUGCCAAUGAAGCGGCGAUUCUCUCGAAGUACGUGGGCCGGGCCACGUUGGCGUCGGUGGAUAUUCAGGAUGCGGUGAAAUUGGUGCUGCCUGGGGAGCUAGGGAAGCAUGCAAUUGCUGAAGGGACAAAAGCUGUUGCUAACUAUGUAUCUAGUGUCGAGAAGGCCAAGUCCAAGCCAUAAUUGUUGUUAGUUAGUUGGCUAGCUCUUGUGAAUAAUUAGCUUCAUGUUUAAUUCAUUUUGGUUUACGCUUUUUUUUUUUGGUGCUUAAUUUGGGAAAUCACUUCAUGCAAAUUUCAAGCUCUUUUUUGUGAUCUUAUUAUUAUUUGCAUGCAUGUGAAGUCGAUGCGUAUAUAUCUUGGCGAUGCGGAUGAAUUAGAUGUUAAA
This is a messenger RNA of Solanum dulcamara, 2624 nucleotides long. RefSeq lists its product as uncharacterized. The record is from RefSeq and is a predicted model, not a curated record. Gene Ontology annotation, molecular function: structural constituent of chromatin; protein heterodimerization activity; DNA binding. Bases 1683 to 2420 code for a protein of 245 amino acids. Gene Ontology annotation, cellular component: nucleosome. Lineage: Eukaryota; Viridiplantae; Streptophyta; Magnoliopsida; Solanales; Solanaceae. Gene Ontology annotation, biological process: nucleosome assembly. The transcript has 2 exons.